Botrytis deweyae is the source of this 465-nucleotide messenger RNA. RefSeq lists its product as uncharacterized. The transcript has a single exon. The coding region runs from base 1 to 465 and encodes 154 amino acids. The record is from RefSeq and is a predicted model, not a curated record. NCBI's taxonomy places the organism in Eukaryota, Fungi, Ascomycota, Leotiomycetes, Helotiales, Sclerotiniaceae.
AUGAACCGCCGCCGCAGAUACCUUCCCAUAUUUUCCGUCCACGCACAUCGAGCCCCGCGCGCGCCGGCAGAAAAAAGUUUACAAAAGUUCCAAUUUUGGUCCAAUCAUUCCCACAAAUGGGGCAAACUCUUUGGCACACUCGUGGCACCUCGUACGAAUGCCUUUAUACCCGUCAACGCGUUCACAUCUGAGACAGGGCGCCGGGGCGCAAGAUCAAGAGUGCAGAUCGGCCUUCAAAGUCCCCGCAGACGUUACGUGACCACUGCAAAGACCCCAAACUGUCAACAACUAAUCCUUGACCCCAUAGGACCUUCCUGUCACCGUUUCAUCGUCGUCGCUGGCACAUUGCGACUGAAAUCGCGUGAAGAGCAAAAACGUCGAAAACGCCCCGAUGCGCCACGCAACAACGAAGCGGCCAAAACCCCCGAAACUUUACUCCUACACUAUUCCAAACGUCCUCUAUAA